CCUCUCCUGAAAUCCCAUGGGCUCUGGCCCCCAGGGGAGGGAGCCAGGGGUGCUGGACAAGACAGUGUCAGUUCACCUUCCUCAGAGCGUCUGACAUUCCGGGUCUCACUCAGCGAGGUAAGGUAUGCAGAGCAAAGACAAGGACCCUAUUUCACGAAGGAGGAACUGGAGUUUAUUCCCAUGCCCAGCCACAUUAAUGGCAGAACUGGGAGAGGAUGCUCCUGGGGUCCUUGCUCAGGACUCCCUGUGAGGGAACAGAGCGGCCAGGGGCCUCUGAGACAAUAAACAUCAGGCUAGGGGCUGAGGCGCAUGCAAGAAGGCUCCGGGCACUCCUGCGGGUCUCACAGCUCAGGUCCCCAGCCGCCAAUCACCACUACUGGCAGUCAGUUACCAGAACAGCCCACAGGGAGCCAGGGGAGGACCCCCAGGCCAUGAGCGACUUCAUUGUAGGGACACGACUUCUGGACCACAGGACCACAGAGCUAGCGGAUGCUCAGAGGCAGGAAACUUUGUCCCAUCCCUCAGCACAUUCCUCCCCUCCCGUCAGCCUGCGUGGCUGGAGGAGGCAUGUUGUAAGGAACGACGAAGGCCACAUAGUUCGUAGUCUGUGAGAAAUCCUCCUGUUCCUUCAGACACUCCUCACUUCUCCAUCCACUCCUUGAUCCCUUUCACAGCUGGGAAGACUGAGGAUUAGAAGGAACUCCUCUGAAAAUCAGUGUCUAAGGCCUCAGACCACUGCUUUCUCCACACUGCCCCCGGGAGGAUCAAGCAGGCAAGAAGUACCUGCCUCAAGGAGCCCCGUUCUCCAAUCAGGUCCCCAAUGGUUCUAGGUCACAUUAUCCACCUACAAGUCCCUUGCCAAUUCUGUUGCCACCAUCAGACCCAGUCAGACCUUUAAAGAUCCCUGGGAAAGGUGGGGGUAGAGGCCACCUUCUCCCUAAGGUGCCCAUCUAAGGGUCUCCUGUUCUUGGAAUUGAGAAUGCUGCCUCCCUCUGCCCCUGCUAACCUUGGAGGGCAAGCUAACCUUGCUUCUGGGAGCAAGAUCUGGAGGUGGGCUCCCAGCUUCCGAGCCUAGAUGCUGGAGUGGGCAGGAGGGAGAAAAAGGCAGACCAUGGGUGCCAGCCAAGUGUAAGAGCAAAGAUGCCUGGGGGCUAUGGUGUUUAGGUGGGAGGUCUUGGGAAAGGGGUACCUAAGGAGUGGUGAGAACACUGAAGACAGUGUCUCAGACCAGGUGGCCAUAGCAGAGGAGGAAAGGGAUCAUGGUAGGUGUCUCAGUAAGAGAAGGAUGGGAGGUUUGAGGGGUAACAGUUCUUAUUUCCUUAAACCAAGCAUCCCUACCUUCCCAUCAACCAAAUGAGCAUCCACAGGCAGUUUACACUUAUUGAUCUGUCCCACAGUCCAUUUAUCCAUCUGUCUGUCCAUCUGUUCAGCUCUCCAUCCAGUCAUUUGUCCAUCCAUUAAUCUGUCCAUCCAUUGAUCUGUCCAUUCCAUCCAUCCAUCUAUUCUUUCAUCCAUCCACCUAUCCACUUAUCCAUCCAUCCACCCAUCAGCCAUCCAUCUAGAGAGGUCAGGCCCCAUUUGGUCUUCCCAGGACUAUUGGGAAGGGCCUGCGGUCCUGUGGCAUUUAUGGGGCAUGUGACCUGCCUGCCUGGCCUGGGGAGGCUGCCCCACCCCAGCCCUCAGGCAGGGGGCUGGUCCAGGCAUGUGGGAGUAUUUAUACCUUGAUGGAGGCUCCUGGGGUGUUGCUGGGCUGAAUGACUCCCCGAAGCCCUGAUGGUGGCCAUGGCCCUGAGCCCACUCGGGCUUUCUUCGAGGCCAGGACUGGGUGAUGGUGUCACUCCUCCCGCCGCAGUCUGACGUCACGCUGCCCAGCCCGGCCAGACUGGAGGGCGAGCCCCAAGGGGACCUCAUGCAGGCGCCGGGCCUCCCAGGCUCCCCUGCCCCACAGAGCAAGCAUGCCGGCUUCAGCUGCUCAUCAUUUGUGCCUGAUGGACCCCCAGAAAGGGCUUCCUCACUGCCCCCACAAAGUCCCAGCGUCGCAUCACCAGGUCCUGAGCAAGUCCACUGCCCAGCAGGCCCAGGCCCGGGCCCCUUCCGGCUCUCACCCUCAGACAAGUAUCCCAGCUUCAGCUUUGAGGAGAGCCCAGCAAGCGGCCCUGGGCGCUUCCUCAAGGGCAGCCAUGUGCCUUUCCACCCAUACAAGCGGCAUUUCCAUGAGGACAUCUUUCCUGAGGCUCAGACUGCCCUGGCCCUCGACGGACACUCCUUUAAGACCCCAGGGGUGCUGGAGACCUUCGAGGAGAUCCCCGUGGAUGUGGGGGAAACCGAGGCCUUCCUGCCUGGCUUCUCAGCAGAGACCUGGUGCAAUGGGCUCCCCUACCCCAGCCAGGAGCACAGCCCCCAAGUCCUGGGUUCGGAAGUCAAAGUCAAGCCCCCAGCUCUGGAGAGUGGCCCUGGGCUGUACUGCUACCAGCCCCCUUUGCAGCACAUGUACUGUCCCUCCCAGCCCCCCUUCCACCAGUACUCACCAGGUGGCAGUGGCUACCCUGUACCCUACUUGGGUUCCGCACACUAUCCGUACCAGCGGAUCGCACCACAGGCCAACACUGAUGGGCACCAGCCUCUCUUCCCCAAACCCAUCUAUUCCUACAGCAUCCUCAUCUUCAUGGCCCUUAAGAACAGUAAAACGGGGAGCCUUCCGGUCAGUGAGAUCUACAAUUUUAUGACGGAGCACUUCCCUUACUUCAAGACGGCACCUGAUGGCUGGAAGAAUUCUGUCCGCCACAACCUGUCUCUCAACAAGUGCUUCGAGAAAGUGGAGAACAAAUCAGGAAGUUCUUCUCGCAAAGGCUGCCUGUGGGCCCUCAAUCCGGCCAAGAUCGACAAAAUGCAGGAGGAGCUGCAGAAGUGGAAGAGGAAAGACCCCAUUGCUGUGCGCAAGAGCAUGGCCAAGCCGGAAGAGCUGGACAGCCUCAUUGGAGACAAGAGGGAGAAGCUGGGCUCCCCACUUCUGGGCUGCCCACCCCCUGGGCUGGCAGGCUCAGGCCCCAUUCGGCCCCUGGCACCUCCAGCUGGGCUCUCCCAGCCGCUGCACUUGAUCCACCCAGCUCCAGGCCCCAUUCCUGGCAAGAACGCCCUGCAGGACCUUCUUGGGGGACACACGCCCUCUUGCUAUGGGCAGACAUAUUCACACCUCUCACAGGGCCUGGCCCCUCCCGGACCUCCCCAGCCAUUGUUCCCGCAGCCAGACGGGCACCUUGAGCUGCGGGCCCAGCCAGGUACCCCCCAGGACUCACCUCUGCCUGCCCACACCCCACCCAGCCACAGUGCCAAGCUGCUGGCUGAGCCUUCCCCAGCCAGGACCAUGCAUGACUCUCUGCUGCCAGAUGGAGACCUGGGCACUGACCUGGAUGCCAUCAACCCUUCUCUCACCGACUUUGACUUCCAGGGAAACCUCUGGGAACAGCUGAAGGAUGACAGCUUGGCCCUUGACCCCUUGGUACUGGUGACCUCAUCCCCGACAUCAUCUUCGAUGCCCCCACCCCCACCCCCACCCCACUGCUUCCCCCCUGGGCCCUGUCUGGCAGAGACGGGCAGUGGAGCAGGUGACUUGGCACCACCAAGCAAUGGGGGUUCUGGGGCACUGAGUGACCUGCACCUCACCACCCUCUACUCAGCUUUCAUGGAGCUGGAGCCCUCGCCUCCCACGGCCUCUGCUGGUCCCUCAGUGUACCUCAGCCCCAGCUCCAAGCCCAUGGCCCUAGCAUGAGCCAUGUGCCUCAGCCACUCCAGCCUUUGCCUGGCCUGGAAGUCCCAGCUGGCCGCCCAUGUCGGGCUCACCUUAAAGGUCAAGGAAGGAAAACACUCCCUGUCCCCUAUGCCACUAAGCCGACUUGUUGGCUGGCAGCUGGGGUCAAGAAGACAUCAUCCAGGAUGCUGCCCCUCACGCAUUUCUGCUGCCUGGCGGGCCACCUCCUCCUCAGGGCCCCUGAAGAGCAAGUAUCUGGGCAAGAAGAAAAUGCACUCUCCUGAGCUCACACUCAUCCACACUUAAGCCGUCAUGCACAUGUGCAAACACAUGUGCAUGCACACACACACACAUGCAGUUAUUCACACCUGCACCCACCCACAUUCCUUAUACGCAGAGGAAUCAGGACUACAUCACUGACAGCCUGACUUCAUUCUGGGGCAGCUGAAAGCUGAGGGUUUUGGUUACCAAAUGCUCAGAACUCUGGAACCUUUUUCUGACGUCCAUGUUCUCUGCAGGCCUGGCCCCCUCCAGGCAUGUUCUCUCCCAGAAGCCCCUGUAUUUAUUCUCCCAUCUUUAUCCAAGCAACCCAUCCAGGAGGAGGGGAUAUGGAGCCUCUCCCUAAGUUGUCUGUGGGCCCCCAGGGGGCUGCUACUUAGUAGCACCCAUUCUGCCAGGCUCAUGCUCAUGCUCAUCUUCAGGACAUGCUCUGCCUGGCCUCCCCAGGGGUGACACGCAGGAGGGGCAACAACCACCCCAGGACCAAACUGAGCCUAAUUCCGACACAAAGUGUUUGGAAAAGCCCUUUCCCUCGGAAACUUGAAAGCGUCCUUUCUCCCAGCCUUGGAUGCCGGAAGGGCCCCUCCAGGUCGCUGUAAUCUCACUCCUCUAUCAGAAGUUCAUGUAGUUUAGGUUCCAGAUUAUUAAUAACUUUCAACUGUCCCAGGCAGCCUGGGCAUUCAGGGAAGGGAAGCCCGGCACAGGCUGGAGGAGCAUCCAUGCCCCACUCUGUUCGACUGGCCGACCCAGGAUGCCUCUGGAGCUCGGGGAUGUGGCCCAGCUGUCCACCGUGCCCUACCCAAGAGCCCAAGCCGCACUCUGAGGUGGCAGCCUUAGCCUACUCUGGGCCUGGGGCUUCAAAACCUCUGGAAGUUGGCCCCGGGCUCAGGGGCAAGCCGAUCCCUCAAUGGCCUGCCAUUGUCCCCUGUCCUGGAACAAUAAAGCAAGCGCCUUGUGGUCUGUG
Messenger RNA from Manis pentadactyla (Chinese pangolin), 4991 nucleotides. RefSeq names its product forkhead box N1 (gene FOXN1). Lineage: Eukaryota; Metazoa; Chordata; Mammalia; Pholidota; Manidae. The transcript has 9 exons. Gene Ontology annotation, molecular function: DNA-binding transcription factor activity, RNA polymerase II-specific; transcription cis-regulatory region binding. Bases 1829 to 3769 code for a protein of 646 amino acids. Gene Ontology annotation, biological process: regulation of transcription by RNA polymerase II. The record is from RefSeq and is a predicted model, not a curated record.